UUCGAAAUCGAAGCAAUGAGAGUAGUACAUUCCGCGGCGAUAGUUGUACUUGGGAAUUUAUUUUGAAACGAACGUAAGGCCCCUUCACAUUUCGUGUGUACUGUAUCUUAUGUGGUCCCUACUCCCUCACACCAUCAGCACACCGAACUUUUCCUUUCCCCAUUUUAGAGAGAGAAACAAAACCCCUCAACCAUCUUCUCUCUCUACCCAUAGGGCUUUUUGCAGAUCAAUUCUGCUGGGGUUUCUCGCACUGACUAAUUCUUCAUUUUCUCAAUUCAACUUCGGCUUCUUAAUUUUUGUAGGAUUUUUUUUCUUUCUGAAAUUGGGGGAUGGACUAUGUGGGCAGACGGGUGAAGAAGGAGUUCAAAGGGCACGGGACGUUCUUCGGUUUGGUAAAGGCAUACGACGCGGCGACUGGGUUUUUCAAGAUCGUAUACGACGACGGAGAUUCCGAGGAAUUGGAGUUGACGGAAGUCUCUUUACUCUCGAUGUCCGCCGAGCCUCCGCCGCCGCAGCCGUCGGGAUCGUCUGCUGGGAGGCUGGGGCGCAAGCCGAAGAAGCGACGGCGCAUUGGUGUAACAGGUAAAGAUGAUGAUAAUUCAACAGAUGGGGCAAUUUCUUACAGUUUAGUAGAUAGAGAUGGGGACUCUGGGGCAUUUGACUUGAAUUUGACUGAAAGACUAGAUUUGAAUGAUGAUGCCGUUAAUUGUUUGCGUGAUGAUGGUGAUGGGGGUAAUGUGCAUGGUGAUGGGACUAAACUGCAUGGCUUAGAUUUGAAUGAGGGGGUGAAUUUAGAGCUGGACGAGGGGUUACACCUGAAUAAGGAGAGUAUUAAAGAUGACUCCCUGGAAAGAAAUAAAAUGAUUGAUUUGAAUUUGGAUGUAAAUGAGGGUUUUGAGAAAUUGAGUGAUGAGAGAGAAGGGCGAUGCUUUGACCUGAAUUUACAACUAAUGGAGGAUGAGGUGAGAAUUUUGGAAGGUUGUGAUGCACGACUGGGAGUGGGUGAAAAUGGUUGUUCUAGAGAAAAUAUGCAGAUGAAGGAAGAGUUGGUGGAGGAUGAUGCCGUGGGAGUUUUAGAGAAUGCAGAUGGAGAUAAGGUGGAUCCUGUAGUUCACAUAGACAAGAAAGAAGAUAGCCAAUUGAAGAACUGUGCCGAUGUGGUUGAUAAUGGUGUGGUUAAUAUUGAGAAUGUGGCUCCAUUAGCUGCGCAAGUCAAGAGAAGGGGUAGAAAGAAAAAAAAUGCAUCAGAUAACAGUAUUGAAGUGGCCACACAAUUGGAUAUUGAAACAGGGAAUAUGAACUUAGAGUUGGAAAGAAGAGAUGAAACCCCAUCGAAAAAUGUCAGUGAUUUAGUCGAUUGUGAUAAUGGAGUCUCAGAAACAGUAUUGAGAGGGAGAAGAGGUAGGAAGAAAAGAGAGUUACCGAAUAAUGAAGUUACCUUGACAACUCCUGAGACUGGAUUGAGAAGGAGCAGUCGUAGAGCAAAAAGAGCUGCUUUAUCUGAUGUAGACCAAGUAUUUAACGAAACAGAGUUGGUUGGCAUCAAUCAACAGUUCUCUUCUCCAGCCAUAAGCAAUGUGUCUCAAGAAAGGGUUACGGUGACAGCUCGAGCAAGUUUUUCCGAUCAUGUUGCUCUUCCACCCAAGGUGAAGUUGCCACCACCUUCUUGCGACAUGGACUUAAUUGGAGUUUCGCUGUUUCAUUUGGUUUCUGUUUAUACGUUUCUGAGGUCAUUUAGUACUUUGUUAUUUCUAAGCCCCUUCAAGCUGGAUGAUUUUGUAGCCUCUGUUAAAUCUAGUGAUUCAUCAUUAUUGUUCGACUUCAUUCAUGUUUCUCUUCUAAAAACAUUACGGAAACAUUUGGAGACCCUGGCAGCUGAAGGCGUUGUCUCUGCAUCUGAUUGUUUGAGGUCGCUUAAUUGGGAUUUUCUUGACUUGAUUACAUGGCCAAUGUAUGUUGUUGAGUAUCUGUUGUUGCACAGUCCUGGUUGUAUUCCUGGUUUAGAUCUUUGUCAACUAAAGUUUUUUCAGAAUGACUAUUACAAAAUGCCGAUCUCAGCAAAGGUUGAGAUCCUGCAGCAUCUCUGUGAUGAUGUAAUUGAAACGGAGGCCUUUAAGUUGGAGCUGAACAGAAGGAUUCUUGCAACAGAUAGGCAAACAGAUUUGGACCGAAAUAUGAAACUUGAGAGCAGCAGAAAAAGAAAGAGCAUAGUUGAUGUUGCUAGCACUUCCUGCAUUACAGGAGAUGAUGCUGAGGAACCUGCAGAUUGGAACAGUGAUGAAUGCUGUCUGUGUAAGAUGGAUGGGAACUUGAUAUGCUGUGAUGGUUGCCCUGCAGCAUUCCAUUCAAGGUGUGUAGGGGUUGUCAGCAGCAUGUUGCCUGAGGGUGAUUGGUAUUGCCCUGAAUGUGUGAUUGAAAGGGAUAAGCCUUGGAUGAAAGUGAGUAAGUCAACUCGAGGGGCAGAACUGUUGGGGAUUGAUCCCUAUGGACGACUGUACUAUAGCAGCUGUGGUUACCUAUUGGUGUUAGAGUCAUGCAAUGAUGAAUACAUGUUUGGUGCCUACGAUAGAAAUGACUUAACUGCACUGAUUGAAGCCCUAGAGUCGUCGCCAUUCAUCUACGACAAAUUGAUUAAUGCUAUCUGUAAGAAUUGGAAUGUAAGUCGUGGAAGUUGUGGUACCAAAAAUGAUUUGGACACUCGAUCUUGCUCUAUACAGUCAGCUUUUCCUGAAAACGGGCAAAUACCAGAUAUGCUUUUAGUACCUUCAGAAGCCAUUAUCAGGAAAGAUACAUGUUCUAAAAAAAGGUCAGAUGAAAAGUCUAUGGUGACUAUUUAUUCCAGUAAUGAAGAACUUCUAAAUGCUGAGCGUGUUACAGCAUUGCUGGAGACUGGCAACAAUGGAUCGAAGAUGGAAAAUCAUUUAGCAAGUUCUGAAGGAUCAGCUGAAGUCUCUCAGACUUCAAUGAAGACCGAUAACCCAAAGGAAAGUGUGCUAGAGUGUACAAAAAGAUGCUUUGAUACUUCAGAUUGUUGUGAUAUUCCAGAGAAACUUGAAAAAGAGAAGAAUAUUCGUUCUAAAAGUUCUAGCCAUAAACCGUAUUCCAUAAACUCUAAAGUAGAAGUGCAUUAUGGGACAAAUUAUAUGAACUGCUAUGAGUUUGCUCGUACAGCUUCAGCUUUUUACGAAGAAUAUUCUCGUAAAUCAUCAGAUAAGACCUCUGGUGAUGCCCCAAGAUCUAUUGAAGAAGUUUUAGCUGGACAACUGAAGAUUGUAUCAAAUAGAUCUGUUGAAUUUUCUUGGUCAAAUAUCCAAAAUUCAAACAUGACCUCAAGGAAAGAAAGGUGUGGAUGGUGCCUCUAUUGCAGGGUUACUGAAGAAGAAAGGGAGUGCUUAUUUUCUAUGAAUGAUAGUAUUCCAGCAGUAGAGAAAUUUUCGUCCGAAGCUUUAGGAAUCCAGUCACAAAAAAAUGUGAAGAACCAUCUGAUUGAUGUCAUGUGCCACAUUAUAUGCAUGGAAGAUCAUCUGCAGGGACUUCUGUUGGGCCCAUGGUUAAAUCCAGACUAUUCCAUGCUUUGGCAUGCCAGUGUUUGUGGAGCAACUGAUAUUGCUUUGUUGAAAAAGUUGCUGCUCAAGCUAGAGUCAAAUUUGCAUCAUCUAGCACUAUCUGCUGACUGGAGAAAGCAUGUCGAUUCUGUUGCUACGGUUGGCUCUGCUACUCAUAUUAUCAGCAGUUCUGCACGAGCAUCAUCAAAACACGGAAUUAGCAGGAAAAGAGCCAAGUCUUCUGAUGUGAGCGGACCAUCUUCAAAUGCUGCAACUGGUCUUAGUUUAUUCUGGUGGAGGGGUGGAAGGGGCUCACGCACACUCUUCAAUUGGAAGGUUUUGCCUCACUCUUUGGCUUCCAAAGCUGCCCGACAAGGUGGACGCAGGAAGAUACCUGGCAUACUGUAUCCUGACAGUGGAGAGUAUGCUAAGAGAACUAAAUACGAUUCCUGGAGAGCUGCUGUUGAGACCUCAAGAAGUGUGGAACAGCUUGCUCUGCAGGUUAGGGAGCUGGAUGCUAAUAUUCGAUGGGAUGAUAUUGGAAAUAACAAGCUUCUCUUGAAAAUAGAGAUGGACUCAAAAAAACCUGUCAGGUCAUUUAAGAAGGUUAUAGUUCGUAGGAAGUGUUCUGAGGGAGCUGCGGUCAGGUACCUUCUGGAUUUUGGCAAAAGAAGGUUCAUUCCUGAUGUUGUUGUCAAACAUGGAUCCAAGCCUGAAGAUUCCUCGAAUGAGAAGAAAAGAUAUUGGCUUGAAGAGUCUCAUGUUCCAUUGCACCUCGUGAAAGCUUUCGAGGAGAAAAGAAUUGCUCGCAAGUCCAAUACCAUGAAGUCUGGAAAAUUUAGUGAGAGCAGUGGAGUAAUGAAGAAGCCCUUAAAGGAAAAAGGAUUUUCUUAUCUUUUCUCAAGAGCAGAAAGAUUGGACUAUUAUCAGUGUGUGCAUUGUAAAAAAGAUGUGCUGAUCAGGGAAGCAGUGAGCUGCCAGCAUUGCAAAGGCUUUUUCCAUAAACGACAUGUUCGGAAAUCUGCUGGAUAUAUCACUACUCAGUGUAAAUAUACUUGCCAUAAAUGUCAGGAUCUGAAGUUUGUGAAAACUGAUGCAAGGAAGGGGAAAUCUGAGUCCACAAAACUUAAGAAUGCAUCAAAAAGUGUAAAACUGAUACGCUCAGGGAGAGGGAGAAAAAAGGGGAAAGCUAAGCUACUAGUGAAUUCUAAAAGCAAAAAAGGUGUUCCUUUUGUUGUUCCUUUGCGUCGUUCGGCUAGGAAUGCUGAACGUAUUGCAAAACUUCCAGUGCAGAACAGUAAGGUAAAAAAAAGAAAAAGGGGAAGAAAGCCUAAAUCGGACAAGUACAAGUCUAAGAAGCCCAAGAACAAUAGUUGCAAGAAACAGAGGACGCCUGUUACGAGCAGUUAUUGGUUGAACGGUCUACGACUCUCAAGAAAGCCUGGUGAUGAAAGGCAUCUCAGGAAUAGGAAGCUUCUUGUCCUUUCAGGUGAGGUAGAUUGCAUCCUCAAUAAGACUAAAUGCAGCCUGUGCCGCGAAGUGGAACAUAAUUCUAAACUGAAUUAUGUGGGUUGUGAAAUUUGUGGAGAUUGGUUUCAUGGAGAUGCUCUGGAUCUUGGAGCUGAUAAAAUUGAAAACGUUAUUGGCUUUAGAUGCCACAUGUGUCUCAAUAAGACGCCUCCUGUCUGCCCUCGUCAUAGUCCAGCUGAAAGCAGCAAGACAGAACUGUUUUCAGAAAAUAAUGCCAAAACUGAAUGCACCGGGGAAGGUCCUUAUUGUUUGGCCAACCCUGAGGAUGGAUUAGACUAUCAAAAGUCUCAUUUAGAUGAUAAAUCCAUUGAUACACUUUCAACUGUUAAUAUGGAGAAGCAGUUGCAAGGAUCCGUGCCUGAGUCACACCUGAAAGACUUAGAGAUGGCCGAGAAGAUUUUUUUAGGGAAUGAUCCUAUUGAACUUGGCGGAGCGAAAAAAAAUGUGUUGAAUACUCUUGAAACUGUAUCUAUCUUUCCUAACUCUGACAUGGUCAAGGAAGCUGAACGUCAAACUACAACGCGUGACCUUGUGGAGAAUGGUAUGACAAACAAUGAUCAUUCUGAUAUCUGCAGCAGAUAGAGCUCAUUCUGACAUAACUACAGUUGUCUUCAAAAACCAAUUUUUGGUGUCAGGUAUUCCCAUUAUUCUGAGAAAUAGUGAAAUAUUCUUAUCUGGAAGAUAUUGCAUUUUUGUGAUAGUGUUCUUGCUUAGCUUUCUGCAUAAUGCUCAUUCCUUUUAGUGAUCAAGUAAGCAAGAUGAUCUGUGAAAGUUGUCAGGCCAUUAUACAAAUAAACCAUUGGCUUGAUGCUACUCUGGAGUUGGAGAUUAUGUGACAACUUUGCCAAGUGUCCAAUAGCACCGUGGUUUGGUAAUUAAGCUUUAUUUAAUUGUUUAGUGGUGUUAGUUCAUGACACCCUUCGUCCUGCAUGUAACUGAAGCAAGGUGAAGACAUUGAUGAAAAUUGGAAUAUACAGAUAGAGGCUGGAGCAACAUAUGCAGUUUCUUAGAGCUGAACCAUUAUCUUGCCCUUUAUAGAGGUGAAUACGACACAGCUAUUCUUGCAAGGCAGAUCUGAGUAUGCAUCUUCUUAGAUCUGUUUCAAAGUAGAAGCAGUGCCUAGUAAGAAUUAAUGGGAUCACUCUACUUUGUGGCUGUUUUUAAGCACUUUAUAAAUGGAUUUACAGAUUAAACAGAGAGAAGUAUGUCGUGAUUCCUUCCAUGUUGCAGUUUCGAUAAUGAUUUUAUUGAUUGCGACCAUGUAAUGUAAGUUUGGGUGGUUUAGUAUUGGCAUGUACAUGCUGAACAAGUUGAUGAUAUCUGCUGCAGUUUGAGAAAUAGUAAGUUGCCCUUACACAAAUUCAUUGAUUUUGCGAUA
This is a messenger RNA of Salvia miltiorrhiza (redroot sage), 6453 nucleotides long. Its product is annotated as DDT domain-containing protein PTM-like. Bases 330 to 5657 code for a protein of 1775 amino acids. NCBI's taxonomy places the organism in Eukaryota, Viridiplantae, Streptophyta, Magnoliopsida, Lamiales, Lamiaceae. The record is from RefSeq and is a predicted model, not a curated record. The transcript is spliced from 11 exons.